This is a messenger RNA of Arachis ipaensis, 4653 nucleotides long. Lineage: Eukaryota; Viridiplantae; Streptophyta; Magnoliopsida; Fabales; Fabaceae. The record is from RefSeq and is a predicted model, not a curated record.
AAGCAAGCAAGUAACAUACAACAUCAAAUAUCGAUGAAGCUAAGUUGGUAGAUAGCAUUACAACUCUUCAACAAAAAGGAAGCUAAAGUAAAAACACUGGAAUAAGAAACUAAGGAGAUGGCCAAUUGAAAGUUGAAGCUCCACUACUUUGGCACGCAGGUUUCAAGGGUUUUCUUUUGUGUGACAUGAUCACACUUAUGGGAACUUGUUUUAGAAAUAUUAUCUCCAUGGAUAUCUGAAGUGGUGUGUGCACCCUCAAGUGAUGAAGCCCCAAUCGGAAAACCACUCUACAGAACCCAGGAAUCUGGGCCACUCUUCAAGUGCCAACUUCAAUGGAAUCAAUUUUGGUGAAGUUGAAGCCAAGCACCGAAUGCUUUUGGUCCAGUGGCUAAAUAGUCUUCUUCCAACGUUGAACUUGCCGGUAAAUAUCACAGAUGAUGAGCUAAGAGUAUGCUUGAACAAUGGUACAAUUUUAUGUCAAAUAAUGAACAAGCUACGACCUGGUUCAGUAAGUGAGGUCAGUGAAUUUGAUAAUUCUCCGUCAGCAAAGUCAGAGAAUGUUAAGAGAUUCCUGAAAGCCAUAGAUGCAUUGGGCAUGCCCAAGUUUGAAAUAUCAGACCUAGAGAAGGGCCAUAUGAAGUCUGUUGUGGAUUGUCUUUUAACACUUAGAGCCAAAAGUUUACAGAAUGCUUGGGGAGACAAUAUUUCUAUGACUAAUUCCAAAGUCAGAUCCAUCAUGAGUUCACCUUCAUCACAUGGGGGUGAUCAGAGGAAGAAUCCAUCAGAGUCAAAGUUCCAAAGUGUUUUGCGUAGUCCGGUUAUGGCUGUAAAGAAAUAUGUCAGGAGCAUAUCAAGGAAGACCAAGUUAGAAGAUAAACGUCAAGCAAAUUAUGAGACUGAAAACACAAUUCAGGAGCCAUCGGCUGCAUUAUUACACCAUGUAGGUCAUAAAUUUCAUGAGGUGUUUCAAAUGAAACACGGAAGCUAUGCUGAACUUCCUGCUGCAAAAAUCUCAGAACUGAUGAAAUCUACCAGUUUAAAUAAUGCUCCUACUCAAUCACUUUUGAGUGUUGUGAACGCCAUUUUGGAAGAAAGUGUUGAAAGAAGAAAUAGUGAAAUACCCCAUCGUGUGGCUGUCUUGUUGAGAAAAGUUGUCCAGGAGAUUGAGCGGCGCAUAUCGACUCAAGCAGAUCAUUUAAAAACACAAAACAAUCUUUUUAAGGCUCGCGAAGAAAAGUAUCAAUCAAGAAUUAGAGUACUUGAGGUUCUUGCUUCUGGAGCAAGGGAAGACAAUGAGGUUGGGGUUCGAAGCCCUAUUCGGCAACAGCAACAGACUGCAGUUACAAGUGCAAUCGUGCAGUCAAAGGAACAGAGUGAGGUGACUAAAAUGGAAGAAAAGAAGGCUUUUGAAUCAAUACAGUCUGAAAAGGCUAAAGAGGAGACAAAGACGGAAGAUAACCAAGAGGUAAUUCGGUUGAUGAAAGAGCUGGAAAAUAAAAACACAGACAUUUCAAAAUUGAAGCAAGAGCUCGAAAUAAUGAAGAAAGGUAGCCAAGAUGUUACUAGCUCUGUGAAAGAGAUGGAAGAUAAAAACAUGGAAAUUUCGGCAUUGAAGAAAGAGCUAGAAACAAUGAAGCAAGGCAACCAAGACCUUACUAAGGUUGUGGAAGAGAUGGAAAAUAAAAGGGUGGAAAUUUCGACAUUGAAGAAAGAGCUAGAAACAAUGAAGCAAGGCAACCAAGACCUUACUAAGGUUGUGGAAGAGAUGGAAAAUAAAAGGGUGGAAUUUUCGGCAUUGAAACAAGAAGUAGGAACAAUGAAGAGUGAUGACCAAGAUGUUGCUAGGUUGACAAAAGAUCUGGAAAGCAAAAAGAUCGAAAUUGCAACAAUGAAGCAAGAACUAGAAGCAUUGAGAAAAGGAAAUCAAGAUGUUGCUGGGCUGAUGAAAGAUUUGGAAAAUAAAAGCACAGAAAUUUCAACAUUGAAGCAAGAAAUAGAAACAUUGAAAAAAGGUAACCAAGAUGUUGCUAGGCUGAUGAAUGAUCUAGAAAAUAAAAAAGCAGAAAUUUCAACAAAGAAGCAAGAACUAGAAAACACAAUGAAAAAUGGUAACCAAGAUAUUGCUAGGCUGAUGAAGGAUCUGGAAAAUAAAAGCCUGGAGAUUUCAGCAUUGAAGCAAGAAAUAGAAACACUGAAAAAAGAUAACCAAGAUGUUGCUAGGAUGAUGAAGGAUCUGGAAAAUAAAAGCAUGGAGAUUUCAACAUUAAAGCAAGAAAUAGAAACAUUGAAAAAAGAUAACCAAGAUGUUACUAGGCUGAUGAAGGAUCUAGAAAAUAAAAACACUGAAAUUUCAACAAGGAAGCAAGAACUAGAAGACACAUUGAAAAAUGGUAACCAAGAUAUUGCUAAGCUGAUGACAGAUCUGGAAAAUAAAAGAACAGAAAUUUCGGCAUCGAAGCAAGAAAUAGAAACAUUGAAAAAAGAUAAUCAAGAUGUUACUAAGCUUGUGAAGGACCUAGAAAAUAAAAAUACAGAACUUUUAACAAAGAAACGAGAAUUAGAAGAAACAUUGAAAAAUGGUAACCAAGAUAUUGCUAAGCUGACGAAAGAUCUUGAGAAUAAAACCAUGGAAAUUUCAGCAUUGAAACAAGAAAUAGAAACAUUGAAAAAAGAUAAUCAAGAUGUUACUAAGCAGGUGAAUGAUCUAGAAAAGAAGAAUGCAGAACUUUCAACAAAGAAGCAAGAAUUAGAAGAGGCAUUGAAAAAUAGUAACCAAGAUAUUGCUAGGCUGACGAAAGAUCUAGAAACAACGAAGAAAACAUAUGAUUUACAGUGCUCACAGUUGGAAGCAGAAAUCAAGGGUGCUAAAGGAGAACUGAAAGAGAAGUCACAAGAAUAUGAGCAUCAGUUGGAAUCAUUAAGUAAUAAGAUUAGAGAGAAUGAGGCCUCUUAUGAGUCUGAAUAUCAAAAGUGGAACCUAAAAGUUAUCCAAUUUCAGAAAGCUACAACUUUUCAGCUUAGUUCAAUAAAGGUCUUGAAAUUGUCUUGGGAAACUGUUAAGCAGCAUGUGCUAAAUGAGCAACCAUUUUAUGCAGAAGAGUUUAAGCGAUUAGGUGUAAAUCUUAAACCAUUGGUAGAUGCAGCUGAGAACUAUCAGGUAGUUCUUGCGGAAAAUCGGAAGAUGUUCAAUGACAUUCAAGAAUUAAAAGGAAAUAUUAGAGUAUAUUGCAGAGUUAGACCAUUUCUCCCAGGACAAAAGGAGAAACAAUCUAUUGUGGAACACUAUGGUGAAACCGAGUUGGUUGUGGCAAAUCCUUCCAAACAAGGGAAAGAAGCCCUUAGAACAUUUAAGUUUAACAAGGUCUUUGGUCCAAGUGCAACUCAAGCUGAUGUAUACAAUGACAUUCAAGCCUUUAUACGAUCAGUACUCGACGGGUACAACGUAUGCAUAUUUGCUUAUGGCCAAACUGGUUCUGGGAAAACUUACACAAUGAGUGGUCCAAAUGGUGCAACAGCUGAGAGUGUUGGUGUUAACUAUCGAGCUUUGAAUGACCUUUUCAGCAUAGCGACUACCAGACAGAGCACCAUUUCCUAUGAAAUUGGGGUUCAAGUGAUUGAAAUAUACAAUGAACAAGUGCGAGAUCUGUUGACGACUGAAUCUACUCCAAAAAAGGUUGGGAUAUUGACUCACUCCCAACCAAAUGGCUUAGCAGUACCUGAUGCUAGCAUGCAACUUGUAAAAUCAACCGGGGAUGUCAUAAAGCUGAUGGACAUUGGCCUGAAAAAUAGAGCCAAAAGUGCAACUUCUAUGAACGAAAGAAGUAGCCGUUCUCACAGUGUGGUAUCGAUUAAUGUUCGUGGAGUAGACAUGAAGUCUGGUUCUACUCUUCAAGGCAACCUUCAUUUGGUUGAUUUGGCUGGAAGCGAGAGGGUAGAUCGGUCUGAAGUGACUGGUGAUCGACUUAAGGAAGCACAGCAUAUCAACAAAUCACUAUCUGCCCUUGGAGAUGUCAUCUUUGCUCUUGCUCAAAAGAAUGCUCAUGUGCCAUACAGAAAUAGCAAGCUUACUCAACUUCUGCAAUCUUCCCUUGGUGGUCAUGCAAAGACACUCAUGUUGGUACAAAUCAAUUCAGACGUAAAGUCAUAUUCCGAAUCUCUAAGUACUUUGAAGUUUGCUGAGAGAGUUUCUGGUAUUGAGUUAGGAGCUGCGAAAAGUACCAAAGAUGGGAAAGAUGUCAGAGAAUUAAUGGAGCAGGUGGCUUCUCUAAGGGACACUAUUUUGUCAAAAGAUGAGGAGAUUGAGAGGCUGCAAUUACUUAAAGAUCUGAAAUCUGACAAGCCUACCCCAGAAUAGGUAUUUAAAAAAGGUAGCUCUUGUAAAGACCAACCUGUAGCUCCAAAACAGUAGCAUAAAGUAGGAGUUAUGUGAAAAUCAGAGUCUCAGCUGAGAGGAUCCAUUUUCACAAGAGUUGCAAUUUCAUACCAUUUUACACCUGUAUAAAAUACACGUAUCCAUUCAUAUGUAAAUAGGAUAUUUUUUCUUUUUUUGUCAAUUACUCUCAACACUUAUUUUUAGCAUUGUAACCUUUUUGUGAAUAUUGUAAUAAUUUUAGACAUUGUAACAUCCAUCAAUUAUGAAUCUUUCGGAGGCAA